Molecule: messenger RNA, 1149 nt
Organism: Trematosphaeria pertusa
Lineage: Eukaryota; Fungi; Ascomycota; Dothideomycetes; Pleosporales; Trematosphaeriaceae
Exons: 6
Coding region: 1-1149 (382 amino acids)
Source: RefSeq, a predicted model, not a curated record
AUGGCGCCCACCACCUCGCUCGCCUCGGCUCUAGGCCUUGUCGCCCUCGGUGCACGCACCGCGAUGGCGGUUUGCCAGUCCUAUGGCAUAGACUUUCAGCAUGGCGGCAAAUAUUUCCAGAACUCUCUCUCGAGCGACGACUUCACAUUCGUCUCCCAGUUCGAAGGCUGCCGGAAUGAUACAGCGGAAAACAUCCUCGUCGAUCCUAAAGGCAACCAGUCGCUGUGCUCUCAAACCCCCUUGACACCGGACAACGAGGACACGUCGUCUACGUGUCCCAUCAAGAAGAGUCAGCUGUUUGAUGGUCCGUGGUCUAUCGUCAUCAUAAGCAAGAAUGGCGAUGGUGAGCCCAUUGCCUACGAGCGUGAUUUCUCCAUCACGGUCGGCCCUCAGUCGACAUCCACCUACACCCCGACCGCGACUGCCACUGUCGUGACUACGCCAGUCGUCACUAUGACCAGCACUACCACCAGCACAACCACGUCCGUCCUCAGCGCGAGCACCAUUACCGGCCCAUCCGUAACCGCGACUCCAACAACGACGGAAACGCCAGCCGAGGUGACGACGACCUCGACGCAGGUGCUCCUCUCCCUCGUGGUUACCGCCUACGAUCUUCACAUUCUGAAGACCACUGUCACCAAGACUGCAAGCUGCAGUUCACCCACUAGAGCUGCCCGCGAUCCGGCUGCCCACAUCAAGCCCACAAUCGGACCGUUUUUCAUGGCGGCCAGUGCCAAGUACAGCCGCGAGAUACUGGAGGAGGAGAAGCGCCGCUUCGUCGAGGCACGCGCUCUUCGCUUGGCCGAGCGUGCUCCCGAUCCACAGCCGUUCGUCGUCACCGACGCGAACACGGCGCAUUGGUCUACGGUUACUACGACUUCGACCGCGGAUGCCACGACCGCUACUAUCACCACCGAAGUCACGACCACAGUGACCAGUACCCCUCCGGCCGUCACCGUGCUCACGGGCGAAUCCACUGCCCCCUGGGUAACUGUUACCGCGGAUACACCUACCAAGACCAAGACGCAGUACAUCAUCCCCAUGACAACGAUCACCAAGACCCAGCAAUAUGCCUUCAUCAUCACGACCACGACUACGCCCGCGAGCGUCCAGUCUGCCUGCAAGGCGGCCGGUGGUAUGCUCUUCUAG